AUGGCCGAUUCACGGCGCCGGUUGUUCGGCGCGGUGUUAUUGUGCUGGGUGUUUUACUUGAUCGGCUUCUCCCAGGCUCGAGAGACGAAAUACAUCACCGGCACCGACGCCCAGGGCAUCACGCGCCAGCUUGCCGUUGACCGUUAUCCUGCCCUCUAUACCGGCGAUUUUGGCGAUUGUCUCGGGGGGCAAAGUCUGUUCAACAUUACAAAGCUCGACGCUGCAUAUUAUACCGACAACUCUUCCGUCAUCUUCCACCUAGAUGGCACCUCAAAUCUCCGAAACGAAUCACUCAUGGUUGUGAUCACGUUGGAAGCUUAUGGUGAAGAGAGAUACAGCCAGACAAUUGACCCGUGUACUGCCAUCUUUAUGCGGGAUACCAUGUGUCCGCUCAACGCGAGCAAGCCGAUCAGUGCGUAUGCAGGGUUCAUAAUAGGCCCUCAGCAAGUCGGUUCCAUCCCUUCCAUCGCUUUUGAUAUCCCCGACUUCGAGGGCUCUAUCAAGUUCCAAAUCUUCGCCAACUCGAGCCAGACCGAAAUCGGCUGUUUCCAAGCUGUCAUGACCAACGGCAACACCUUCAGCCAUCCAGAGGCAGUCGGCCCAGUCCUGGGUGUCUUUCUUCUUGUAGGCAUCAUAGCCUCUCUCGCUACGGCCAUAUACGGUGUCAGCAUACCUCACAUGAGAACCCACUACGCUCAUUCGAUCUCGGUUCUGGUCAUGUUCGAAACACUUCAGGCCAUAUUCUUCUCCGGGGCGCUCUCUGUAAACUGGCCCAGCGUCCUCCCAGCAUUCUGGAGCAAUUUUGCAUGGUCAGCAGGCAUCAUCCGCAGCUCAUCCAUGGUGAAUUCCCUUGACGGGUUUGCCGGUAUCAGCGGCAAUGCCAGCCAAGCCGGCGGUGCUGGAUCCUCGGUCAUUAACAGCGGUGGCGGAAUGGCCCGCAAGAUCUACGGACGUUCGCUGCAGACUGGAGAAGCCGUCGGGCACCUGAUGAAGCGCAAGACCUUCAACGAGAGUGAUCCGUACGACUACAAAUGGGGAGGCGACCCUGUAUCACCCGGUAUGCCAGCUCCAGGAACAUGGACCGGCUUCCCAGCCACGUUGUCCAUGGCCGGCGUGCCUUCUGGUGACGCUUUUCUGAUCAGCUUGAUCUGGUUCUUGGUCUUGCUCGGGCUCGUAAUCAUCUCAGUGCUUGCUCUCAAAGGGAGCCUCGAGAUGCUUGCGCGGUUUAAGAGGAUCAAAGAGGAUCGCCUGGCGUAUUUCCGCUCUCACUAUUGGAACUACACACUCCUCGCUGUCUUGAGGACGUUCUUUAUCGCCUUCUCCGCAAUGACGACUUUUGCAAUUUUCCAAUUUGCGAUCCACGGAUCCACCGGCGCGACGGCUAUUGCUGCAAUCGUUUUCAUCCUCUUCUUGGCAGGCGUUGGAGGGAUCGCAUGGUAUGCGUGCCAUUUCAGACUCCGUUUCGGAAAUUUCUCCAUCAGGCCCGACACGGUUGUGUUUCACCAGACUCGCAUCGUCAAGGUCAUUCCUUGCUUGCUGCCGACCCGGACCAGCACGCUGACGGCAAGGGGCUUGACACCGCGCGCGAAUGCCUCGCUGCCCUUCUUCAGGAUCCACUACGACGAUCAAGACCCAAACAGGGCCACCGUUCACAAGGACCAAGCCUACGUGAAGAGGUUUGGCUGGCUGUCUGCUCGAUACCGUCGGACUAGGUGGUGGUUCUUCGUCUACUACCUUGCCUAUCAACUGAUCCGGGCGGCGUUCAUUGGAGGCGCUGGCGCGUCACCUCUAGCGCAAGUCUAUGGCCUGCUGGUGGUCGAGAUUGUCGCAUUCGUCGUCAUUGCUAAACUGGACCCCUUCGAAGGCUCUCGGAAUACGGCGCUGGCGGUGUGGAUGCUCAGUAUCAGCAAAGUGGUCACAACUGGCCUGUCUAUCGCAUUCCUUCCCGCGUUCAACCUAAAUAGGAUCAUCGCUACUGUGCUGGGAGUCAUCAUCAUCGUAGUGCAAGGGUUCCUUGUCAUCGCUAUGAUGAUUCUCAUUGUUCUAGGCGCCAUCUCAUCCUGGAUGUCGCUCACACGCAAUCGUGAAGAAUUUGAGCCCGAGUGGCUAGAUGGACUUCGACUCCGGUACUUUGAGAACCUCGACAAGAAAGCUGCAGAUCUCCCCACGCCUGCAAGCGAAAAGAAGGACAAGAAGGGCAAAGGGAAGGAGAAGGACGGUUCAGAUGAGCCCGAAGUACCGAAAGAGCCAUACUUCUCGGUCAACACUGUCCGUCGUGCUCCGAAGAUCGAGGACGAGAAGGAGCCGCUCGAUGAGUUGGCCGAGAUGGCGGCCAUUGCAAGCCAGAGCGGCGCACGCGAAUACUAUCGACCGACUAACCGGAGGAGCAGAGCCUAUAGUGCCGGCUCGCGAUACUCGGUGAAUUCAGUAACCUCGACGAAUUCGGUGACGACGUUGCCAAAGUCUGGACGCCAGCACCGUGCCUCGUGGAGCUCAAAGGACAUUGCAGAGUGGGAUGCCUCUGUCACCAAGUCAGAGAUUAACAACCCGACACGUUCUCGGAGGGUCAGCAGCUCGAGCCUGAACCACGCAUAUAAGGACUCUGAUAGAAGCUCGACUCCUCUUAUCGGUCGGCCAGGCAGUGGUACCAACGGCCGACGAUCCAUCACACCGUUGCCACCCUCGAGCUUGCGAAACUCGAUGACGCCCGGCUCCCCGACCAAAGAGAUCCCCGAAGAGGAAGAGGGAGAGGACAGCGAGGUGUCUCCGAUCACCGAUAUCCCCGAGGAGAAAUUGGACGAAGAGAAAACCGAUCGUCCGUUGGCCCCAUAG
Molecule: messenger RNA, 2832 nt
Organism: Thyridium curvatum
Lineage: Eukaryota; Fungi; Ascomycota; Sordariomycetes; Thyridiales; Thyridiaceae
Exons: 4
Coding region: 1-2832 (943 amino acids)
Biological process (GO): transmembrane transport; fungal-type cell wall biogenesis
Source: RefSeq, a predicted model, not a curated record